AUGGGGGUGACAGAUUCAAAAGAGAGACAAGCGGACUCUGAGGAAAACUCGACAUCGAGAGAUAGUGAAAUACAACCCACACUUCUUCCUCUGGGCAGACUUGUUCGAGUUCAUUUAGCACCAAAGUUUUACACUUCGGAAGAGAGAGGCUUUACAAGAAGCUACUGUUUGCUAGUCACUUUACAAAGAGAGGUGAAUGCAUACAAAGCUAGUGUCCAACAUGAACGAGAUCUAACGGCAAAUGUUGAGUUUCACGAGAGAAGACGAAGUCUCCGAGAGGGUUCUCUGUUUUUCGGUCGCGAAGCGCUGUCUCUAAGACGAGCGAACUCAGUUACUAUAAACUCCAUAAACGGAUCGGAUAUCGAAGUGAAGCAAGUCACUGUGGAAGAAAACGAUUCUCUCAGAAUUGUGGGUGUUUUCAAGAAGGAUUUGAGAAGCACCGUUGACUUAGAAAGCUGCGAUACAUUUGACCUUAUACUAUGUCCAAGCAGUAGAAUAAGGAGUGACUGCUCCGACUGGUUUCUGUUGGGGACAAUGUAUACAAAACGCGCAAACUCUAAACAUGCACGACAUUGGCGAGCCGCAGUGAGGGCUGAUUACACCUGA
This is a messenger RNA of Pocillopora meandrina, 606 nucleotides long. NCBI's taxonomy places the organism in Eukaryota, Metazoa, Cnidaria, Anthozoa, Scleractinia, Pocilloporidae. The record is from the annotation of a GenBank genome assembly.